CAUCUACUACCGGUUCAGUUUUUGAUUCGCCUGCCAAUAAAAGUGAACAUGAGGCUGCCAAUCAAACUGACUUUUCCCAGUCUUCUAGCGACUCUGAAGUUCAUCCAAUGACCACAAUUCCGUCCUUCCAUGCUUCUUCUAAUUUUUCGAUUGUUGAUUCAGUUUCGAAUUUUUCUUCCUCAAACCAAAAUGAUUUAGAAAAUGCUGAACAGUCGACAACCCAAACCUUUGAAUCAUUUGCUCCAACUGAUCCUAGUUUGAUUCUAACAACUGAGAAGCAGCAGGAGCUACUGUUUGCAAUUGAACCAGUCUUCACCGAAAAGUCUCUAGCUAGUUCCUAUGCUGAUGAGCAAUUAACACCAACUAAACCUGCAUCUGUUCUUGAUUCUUCUGUCUCAAACGCAAACAUUAACGAUCAAAAAGAAGGCUUUUCUAUUGAAGCUCAAACUGAAUUAACUUCACAAUUAACUUUAGCAAACUCUGUUUCAAAUGGAGAAAACCCAGCCACCGGUACUGAGCAGCCACCAGCUCCAGCAGAAACAACAACUCCAUUUUCGGCUGAAUGCAAAACAGACGCUGCGCCAUCGGUGGAAAACGGCACUCAAGCGGAAGUGAAAGAGGCAACAGCGGUAGAAGACACAGAAGAGCUGACUGGCCAAAGUGAAUCACUGCUCUCACAACGAUCCACCGACGGACAGGAUGCCAGUGAGCAGAGUGAACAGGUGCCUGAUGAAGGCCACUCUGUGUCAAUCACUCAGUCAGACAUUACCACUGUCAGAUCUGAAGAAGCAAACUCCCUGCCAACUGAAGCCACUGUCAAUGUACCGGUAACCGCAAGCAUCGAAACUUCACAUGAAUCAUUGAUCGCCAAUGACCUUGCUGAAACUACCGAUGAAAUGGCCCCAAACACAGGUGAAACCGGCUCAACUGAACUUACCAUUGCAGAAAUGACCACUACACCGCUGUCAAUUGAAGUGACGCCCACUUCCAUCGCUGAUGCAGUAACCCUAACCAACAAGCCUAUCAGCUCAGCAGAAAGCCUGGAAACUUCCACUGAGAGUGCCGAUUCCACUCCGCCAUCGGUCCUCGAGUACAACACAACUCACCGCUUAUCCUCGGCCUCAGUUUUGCGCACUCAUUCAAGUGCCACCGUAACGAACGCCUCCUUCUUUCUAGUGACGCUGUUUGCUAUAAUAAUGGCACAUUGCCUGGUGAUUAAUAUUUAG
This is a messenger RNA of Rhagoletis zephyria (snowberry fruit fly), 1226 nucleotides long. Lineage: Eukaryota; Metazoa; Arthropoda; Insecta; Diptera; Tephritidae. The record is from RefSeq and is a predicted model, not a curated record.